Mugil cephalus (flathead mullet) is the source of this 1600-nucleotide messenger RNA. Its product is annotated as zinc finger protein 32-like. The transcript is spliced from 3 exons. Lineage: Eukaryota; Metazoa; Chordata; Actinopteri; Mugiliformes; Mugilidae. Gene Ontology annotation, molecular function: DNA-binding transcription activator activity, RNA polymerase II-specific; RNA polymerase II cis-regulatory region sequence-specific DNA binding. The record is from RefSeq and is a predicted model, not a curated record. Gene Ontology annotation, cellular component: nucleus. The coding region runs from base 1 to 1071 and encodes 356 amino acids. Gene Ontology annotation, biological process: regulation of transcription by RNA polymerase II.
AUGUACAUGAGGGGCCAUGAUCCAUCUCAUCGUCCGUACCAAGGAGAACCUGGACAGAAGAAGCAGAAGAAGAAGCAGAAGAAGAAGAAGAAGAUGAAGAGGAAGAUGAGGAUGAAGAGGAAGAUGAGGAGUCUCGAGUCUCUGCAGGAGUUCGUCCGGCUGCGUUUAAGUGCGGCUGUGGAAGACAUCUUGGUCCAUGUGGAGAAAACCAUGAGGGAGUUUGAAGAGGAGACGGAGGCUAAGCUAAUGCUAACAGCUGGAGGGAAGCGCAGCUCAGCAGUGUCUCCUGCUGACGUCCAGCAGGUGCUGGUGAAUGAAGACGCUCAGUCUGAGGACUCGUUCAUUAAAGAGGAGCCAGAGGACGUCCCCCUGAAGACUGAGGACGAGGAGGACGGAGGACCAGGCCCGGCCAGAGUCUUCGGUCCAGAGAGACGUUCAGAGCCGAUGGUUGGAGACGAAGCUUCAGAUGAAGCGGAGACUGAUCUCAGCGACGGUUACCUGAAGACAAGGAGACCGGAGGCUGAGAGACACCACGACGCUGCAGCGGGACGCACGGGAAAGAAGUUCUUCAUCUGCUCUGAGUGCGGCCGGCGCUUCGGCCGAAAGGACAGUUUACGGAGACACAUGAGGUACCACACAGGAGAGAAACCCUACAGCUGCUCCGUCUGCGGGAAAAGAUUUUCUCAGAGGCCAAACUUACUCCGUCACAUGAGAUGUCACUCAGGAGAGAAACCCUUCAGCUGCUCCUUCUGCAGAAUGAGCUUCGCCGUUCGUAGCGCGCUGGUGAACCACAUGAGGAUCCACACCGGGGAGAAACCCUACAGCUGCUCGUCCUGCGAGAAGAGCUUCACACAGAGAGGAGGGCUGAAAAAACACAUGAGCGUCCACACCGGGGAGAAACCCUACAGCUGCGACAUGUGUGAGAAGAGCUUCUCUCAGAAAGCCAACCUGACUUAUCACUCGUCCGUUCACACGGGACAGAAACAGUUCAGCUGCAGCGUCUGUGGCAGGAAGUUUUCCUGGCAGUCGCAGGUCAAGAGUCACAAGUGUGUCGGAGAAAGCAACAGCUGACGCUGCUGUUUCAGGCUGAACUGUGACAUAAAGGAACCAAAACUCUUCACGUCUGUAAAUAAACAUUCAGUGUCUCAGAUUUAGUUUGGUUUGUUUUUUAAAAGUCAAAUGAAAUCUGGUCAGUUUCAUAUGUGACAAAGAUUCGAUCAUCAGGUGAAUCCAUCAGAGCCUGACUCUGAACGGAGAGUUUGGACGCGGCACAGGUCCUUAAACGCCUCAGAGAGCGACCGACUGACGGCUCAAACCGAAUGAACAUCAGCAAACAGGGAGAAAAGCCAACAGAUCAAUGAACAGAGUCAUUUAUUCACAGUGAUGUUUGAGUCUGGUAACCGGGUCCUUCGGCCAAUCAGAGACAUUUAGAUUCAUCAGUCAUGUGUUUUAUCUACUGAACAGUGGUUAUAACACGUAAAACAUUUACUACAUGUUUCAGAUGAUUCAUUAUUUAACAUUUAACACUUUGAAAAGUUUGUACCAUUACAAGCAACUGGAGAAAAUCACCUGUAGAAAUAAAACAUUUCAAACAACAAGA